Molecule: messenger RNA, 1520 nt
Organism: Umbelopsis ramanniana AG
Lineage: Eukaryota; Fungi; Mucoromycota; Umbelopsidomycetes; Umbelopsidales; Umbelopsidaceae
Exons: 4
Coding region: 44-1393 (449 amino acids)
Biological process (GO): microtubule-based movement
Source: RefSeq, a predicted model, not a curated record
CACGUCUACCUUAGUUCCUACAUCUUUGCUCUACCGAACCACCAUGAGCUCAGAUGCCUUUUCGUCAUCAAUACGGCCGGGAUCAAGCUCGUUAUACACCAGAAGCCAUUCCAUUUACGGCAUUGAAGACCGCAUUGUUCUAGACAUUGGCUCAUUAUACAUCAAAUGUGGAUUUUCAGGUGAACCUCGGCCACGACAUAUACUUCCUACGUGGUCAAGGCAGCGUCGAUCGCAAGCAUCCGACGGAGAAGCAUACUGCAUCUCGAGCGAGUUUUCAGAGCUCUACGAAUUGGACAUGUCAACACGUUCAAGCAGCAACUACAACGCAUUCGAGCAACGCCUGGCACGCUUGCUACACGACAUCUACUAUCGUUUACUUCUUGCUGAUCCAAAAAGCUCCAAGGUCAUUAUCUUGGAGUCUCCAUUAUUACCCGUUUCUAUAAAACAAACCAUCGCCAAAGUCCUGUUCCAGAAACUCCACGUCCCUUCUGUUUCCUUCACAUCGGCUCACCUUCUCGCUCUCUUGACCAUUGGUCAGACAACUGGUCUCGUCAUCGACUGUGGUCACCUUGAAAUGACCGUAUUGCCGAUCUACGCCGCAAGGCCACUCAUCCCUUUCACCUGCUCAAGUCCUUUGGCUGGAAGGGCUAUGAAUGCACGAUUGCGAAAGCUUUUGGUGGACCACGGUCGACUCAUCCUUCCUUCAACAUUGCAUAGAAGUAUCGCACCAAGAACCCAUAUACCACAGACAUUACUUACUCCGGACGUAAUUGAAGAUAUCAAAACGAGAAUAUGCAUUGUGUCGCCUGUGCCGGUUUCGGGAGACUCACUCUCUGACCCUGUCGAUCUCUGGAAGGACUUCAGCGCCGCUACAGAUUUGUAUCACCCCAUAGCGACGACAGGGGAAGGCAAGUCAUGGUUGUUUGUUCCUGGCUGGGUUCGCGAAAGAGCUGCCGAAGUGUUAUUCGAAAACGACAACGACGAUGAUCAAAAAAGCGUGGUGGAAGCUAUUCUCGAUGCUCUUUGCAAAGUCCAACCCGAUAUAAGAAAGCCUUUAGUAUCCAAUGUUUUGCUCAUUGGAGGUACAGCCAUGCUCCCUGGAUUCAGAACUCGGUUACAUCAAGAGCUAUUGCGAGUGAUGCGAUCACCUACUGAAAGUGAGAAACGGCAUUAUUCAUCGGUUUUACGACUUCAUCAGUACCUGACUUUUGCUGAUGAAAAUGGCGGCGAUGUUUUCAAAAGCAAUGUUCGUGCAUGGAUUGGAGGCUCCUUAGCUGGUAGUCUCAAAACUUCCGGUCCUGAAGUGCUCAAAGAGCGGUGGAACGGCACUGUGCCAGACUGGUCAACUUCCGUUCUCAAUGUCGGUAAUGCUACAGCCGAUGUCCAGCAUUAAAAGUUAGACAAGUAUACUAAAUCCAUCAUACACACGCCCAUACCCUUUUUAUCUCUACUACAAUAAAUUGCUCAACCUCAGAGCUAAUGACAGCGUGUCAUUGCUAUAUCAGCAUCUUUCGUAAUAA